Messenger RNA from Dictyostelium purpureum, 594 nucleotides. RefSeq lists its product as uncharacterized. The coding region runs from base 110 to 295 and encodes 61 amino acids. The record is from RefSeq and is a predicted model, not a curated record. Lineage: Eukaryota; Evosea; Eumycetozoa; Dictyosteliales; Dictyosteliaceae. The transcript is spliced from 3 exons.
ACAAUUUAAAAUUUUUUAUAUUAAUUUAAUUUUUAUUGUAGUAUAGUUUUUUUUUUUUUUUAGCUAAGAAAAUAUUUAGGAUAAUUUUUUUUUUUAUUUGUAAUAAAGAAUGUUUAGAAACUGUAAAAUUAAUGAAUCCGACGCAUCGCGUCCAAAACCAUCCCAUUCCAAAGUAGAGAUUGAUGCCAUUCCAAGCAAAGUCUAUAUUGACCCAUAUGUUUUCCAAGCAAGAAACAUUGGUAGUCAACAACUACAAAAUGACCGUGGUAUGGUCAACAAUGGUAAUACCAUUUAAAAAAGAGAAGAAAAGAUUUUAUUUAAUAAAAAUGUAUUGUUGAUUAGCAAUUAUUAAACAAUCAAAUGUAAAUAUAACAACAACAAUAAUAAUGAUUGUAAUAAUAAUAAUAAUAAUAAUAGUGGUUAUUAUAAUAAUAAUAAUAGAUAAUCAAAAAUAAUAACAUAUUCAAGUAAUUAGAAGAAUAUAAAUAAGCAAUGGAAAAUUAAAGCAACUAAUCAAAUAAAAUGGUUAGGAACAAUUUCAAAUAAAACAUCCUGCAAAAAUACCUUUUAAAUUAAAUAAAAACUUUAACUCUU